Penicillium bovifimosum is the source of this 801-nucleotide messenger RNA. RefSeq names its product SDR family oxidoreductase. Gene Ontology annotation, cellular component: intracellular anatomical structure. NCBI's taxonomy places the organism in Eukaryota, Fungi, Ascomycota, Eurotiomycetes, Eurotiales, Aspergillaceae. Bases 1 to 801 code for a protein of 266 amino acids. Gene Ontology annotation, molecular function: oxidoreductase activity, acting on NAD(P)H, oxygen as acceptor. The record is from RefSeq and is a predicted model, not a curated record. The transcript has a single exon.
AUGCCUAUCCCCGUCCCCAAAGCCAACCGUCUUCUCGACCUCCUCAGCCUUAAGGGCAAGGUCGUCGUUGUCACCGGUGCCUCCGGUCCCCGCGGCAUGGGAAUUGAAGCCGCCCGCGGCUGCGCCGAGAUGGGCGCCGACCUUGCCAUCACAUACGCCUCCCGACCCGAGGGCGGCGAGAAGAACGCCAAAGAGCUCUCCGAAGAAUACGGAGUGAAAGUCAAGGCCUACAAGUGCGACGUGGGCAACUGGGAAAGCGUGGAUAAACUCGUGAAGGACGUGAUCAAGGAAUUCGGCAAGAUUGACGCCUUCAUCGCCAACGCCGGCCGCACCGCCGACAGCGGUAUCUUGGACGGCUCUGUCAAGGACUGGGAAGAAGUCAUUCAGACCGAUUUGACCGGCACUUUCCACUGUGCUAAGGCAGUGGGCGCACACUUCAAGGAGCGCGGCACCGGAAGCUUCGUCCUCACCGCAUCCAUGUCCGGACACAUUGCCAACUUCCCUCAAGAACAGACCUCUUACAACGUCGCCAAGGCGGGCACCAUCCACAUGGCCAAGUCGCUGGCGAAUGAGUGGCGCGAUUUCGCUCGUGUCAACAGUAUCUCGCCUGGUUACAUUGACACCGGAUUGUCUGAUUUCGUCGCCAAGGAGACUCAAGAUCUUUGGAACUCCAUGAUCCCUAUGGGUCGCAAUGGUGAUGCGAAGGAAUUGAAGGGUGCUUAUGUCUACCUGGUCAGCGAUGCCAGCACCUACACGACGGGCACCGAUUUGCUCAUUGACGGUGGUUACUGUGUGCGGUAA